CAGCACAUAAGCACAAUGUCAGACAGCAAUGAAGUGUGGGAGUCUCCUGACUGUGGGAACCCGCGAGGACUGAGGGACUCACAUGACACGAGUGGGUUCUCCGAACAUGAACUCAUUGACAUCAUGUAUAAUGCAUGCAACAACUCCAACACAGGAGAGGUGUUGGCAUCAUCCAUCUUACAGUACCUGCAAAAGGUGACCUCUCAGAGUCCAGAGCAGGGUGGACUGACAUCCCUGCGGCAAUUGCUGGACCCUGAAUGUCAAGACCCCAUUGUGAGCAGAGAGAACUUCCACCUGACUAUGAAGGAAUGGAUCGCUCAGUGCAGUGGUGAUGUGGACAGUGUUGGAGAUGCAUCUUAUCCAAACGCUUCAGUAGUAGCUGUGAAUGGACUGGAAUUCCCAUGCUCUAAAACCAAGACUGCCUCCACCAAUAGCCAACAGUGUGCCUGUGAUGGAAAAGACCUAUCAGCGGCAGUGUCAGAGCUGAAGCUAGCACACCGCAAGCUCAACGAGCAAAACAGUAGCCUGCUGAGGACGGUGGCUCAGUGUGAAGAUGUCAACCUGCAGCUCACUCUGGAGAUCACUGAGCUGCGAGCAAAGCUGGCCAGUUCCCAGCGGUCAGCCGUUCGAGCCCGAUCCAUAACAGAGGAACUGGAGGAGACCCGUCGGGCAUUUAAAGAGGCCCAGGAGAAAGCCAGCCGUGCUCAGGCCAGCUGCACCAAACUGAGCAAUGAGGUUGAAUGCCUGAAGGUUCACAUAAGCAGACUUGAGGACAAGAAUGAAAAACUGUCCUUUGAAAAGACAUGUGCCGAAGAUGGCAUCAAUAAACUCCGAAAGGUCAACGCUGAGUUGAGGGCUGGACUUCAAGAAACUCUUGUCAUGCUCACUCUGAAAGACAGAGAACUCACUAAGAAAGAUAUUCUCAUGGAUAAAAUGAAGAGCUCCCACUUGGAUAAUCACAACAUUAUUGAGGGUGUGCAGGCGGAGCUGAUGAGGUUACAUGAACAUUCCCAUCAAGUUCUGUUGAGGUAUGACAGACUUUGCAUCAGUCCUCAGACUCUCUAUGGUCGAGAUCCUCCCAACCUACGCUCCCUGCAGAGUGAGAUGCAAGACAAGCAGCAGCAGAACCACCACCUUCAUACGGAUGGCGAGGACAUUCAGAGCAUCAUCCAUAGGAUUAAAUCUGCAGAAAUUGCUCACCUUUUGCGUAAUAAGCAUUCAGAGAAGGAAUCUUCUCCUGUUGAGAUCCAGGAGAACCCUUUUCCUCAGCACCAGCAGCAACAGGCAAGCAUCAAGCAGCAGCUUGUUAAUGUACUGCACGAGCUAGAGCUGCAGAAGUGCGUAUGGGAGGAUAAAGGGGAGAAGGUGGACGAGCGGUUGAAAGCCUGGGAGAAGGAGCAAAAGCCAAGCCAGACUGGGAACCAGACUCAGAUACCGCAGUCCAAGAAGGUGGCCAUUGUGAAGUGGUGGAAAGCCCUCAGUGUGGAGGGAGCUAAAGCCCGGACUGGUGAAAGCAAGCCCAUUCAGCAGCUGGCAGAGAGAGCUCGACUCCAUGAAGCUGAGCAGACCAUCUCUGAUAUGAGGGAGCAGGUCUGUCACCUGCAAGAUUCUCUUAAAUCUGCACAGAAUUAUGCGGCUGAGCAAAAAAGCAGAAGCAGAGCUGUUUUAGUUCAUAAGGAAACCAACACUGAGACUGAAGAUGAGAACACAGCUGGUGGAACGUGUGUGAGGGAGCAGAGGGAUGCAGCAGUGGCCACAGAUUUUGUUCACAUCCCAAGAGGAGAUGCCAAACUUGGAAUAACUGCAGACAGACUGCUGGUGGCCCUCAAAAGAAUGGAGGCCAUGGUCAACAAGGCCCUGGAGUCGGCCAAACUGGUAAAAGAGAACGAGCAGAGAGUGAGCCAAGUGAGGGUGAGGAUGGAGAGCAUCACUCAGAGGGUGGAGGCCGCUUUGGGACAGGCGGCCAAUACCGACAUGCAACUGAACAUACUUGAGACUCGGAUCAUGGAAACACCGACGAAUCAGGUGUGUUCCGAGGUUUUGGUAAGUCCAGAGCAUUCAACUGAGUGUUUGGCACAGGAUAAAGAUCAAAUAGAGAGUCCUCCACCUCCACCUCCACCAUCACCUCCACCAUCUGUAAUUCUACAAGUCAGUGAGCCUCCACAGCUUCCAGUGAAAGCUCCGGCAGACACAGAAUGUGACACAGAGCAAGACAGCUGCAACAAGGUCCAAAAAGAGGCGACACACCAGGAACUGCCAGGAACUAUUUUUCACCAAAACACCAAAGAAUCCAGCGACACAGCCUGCACAGCUGAGAACAAGUUUGUUUACCCCCUCACCCGCUCUCGACCCUGUCUGCUCCCUACCAUGCCCACACUGCCUGAGGAAGAGGAAGACUCCCCCGAAGAGCUGGACAGUUCUUCUAGCUCUCCCAGUACAUGUGCACCUGUUGAGAGUGGAGCUGUUGUCAUGACUGGCCCCAAAAUCAUCUACCCACAGCAGGCCCCCAUUGUCCAACAGGAUGGGCGUCCUAUAGAACAGGCCAGGCCCCACAGUCCCAGAUCUCGUCUGGCCAGAAACUCCACUGGAGGACCCAUCACCACAGUUGACAGCACAGGUCAUGUCAUUGAUCUGGUGAAGGACAAUCUACCGGAGAUGCAGCUCUCUGAAGAGGAUCGCCAGAAGAAUCUGGAGUUGCUGGAACAAGCUAAAAAGGUCAGCGACCGCUUUCUGAUGCGCCGGGGCCGUCGUUCUACCAGCAGCCUUUCCGACUCUCUAACAGGAUUCCCUGACGUGGCCUGCAGCUCACAGUCUGUCAGUCAGCAUCUGGAUGUUGCCUCAGUGAGAGGGCAAACGGAUGUGACCACUCAGGAUCAGGAGGGCAGCAGACUGUUGGUUGACUGGAAGCUCACAGAGAAGAGAAAAGUGUCUUCUGGGACGCUAACGCCACGGUUUGCCAUCCCUAAGGAAAACUGUGAACCCAAAAGUCCCCCAGGAGUCAACAAAAGUGAUGAGGGAGUCGGGUCGGGACGAAAUUCCAACCAAGCCCCAGCUACAGGGGUUGCCAAGCCAGUUCCCCGGCCCCCAACGCAACAGGCCCCCUGCACAGCCGAGAUAAAGACCAUUGGAGCCUUUCCACCACUCAUGAGGGCUGUUUCCUGGGAUGCUGUUGGAGGCGUUAACUCCAGAAACGGAGCGGAGGACUCAAAUUCUGACAAGGCCAGGGAUGCCGUCUUUAAAGCCUCAGGUCUCAAGGAGCUCACAACACCAAAACUUUCCAAAUUCAGAGAGGAGCACAAGCUGAUGCGGAACCAAAGCAUAGUCGGAUCCAAGUUACCGGACUUGAGUGAAGCUGCUGAACAGGAAAAAGGACCUGCUUCUUCAACCAGCAGUGAUGAGACCAAGUCUGACGCCAUGCCAAACAUCUCAGACGUCAUGCUAAGAAAACUCAAACUUCACCGCGGCCUCUCUGGCUGUCCACCUCCCCUCACGGAAAAGGAAGUUGAGAAUGCAUUUGUUCAACUAUCACUGGCCUUUCGUAAUGACAACUACACUCUGGAGACUCGCCUCAAACAGGCAGAGAGGGAGAGGAACCUGACUGAGGAAGAUACGCAGAAAGAACUCGAAGAAUUCAAAGGCUCACUGAAGAUGACUGCUCCACAGUGGCAGAACUUGGAACAGCGUGAGGCCUAUCAGCGACUUAUAGAGACGGUCGCAGUGCUGCACCGGCUGGCCACUCGCCUUUCCAGCAGAUCAGAGAUAGUUGGAGCGGUUCGACAGGAGAAACGCAUGAGCAAGGCUACCGAGGUCAUGAUGCAAUAUGUGGAAAAUCUCAAGAGGACGUACGAGAAAGACCACGCUGAGCUGAUGGAGUUUAAGAAGCUGGCCAACCAGAACUCCAAUCGCUGUUAUGGAGGGUCUGUAGAAACUGGAGAUGAUGGAGUUCCACGGCCAUCAAGAUCCAUGUCACUCACUCUUGGAAAGGCCCUACCCAGACGCAGAGUCAGUGUCGCUGUGGUACCAAAGUUUAACCUCCUGAACAUCCCUGGUCAGACGCCACCCACAAGCGGACCCAACUUGCCAUCAGCCUCCACUCCUGGCGCUGCUCUUCCUGCCUUGAGUGAAGCGAAUGAUGUGAAAGGCAACUCAUCACCCGAGUCCACACAUCAGACAACGACUGAGUGUGGAAAGAGCGUGUCGGAGCAGGAAGGCGAACCGGCCAAGCCUGCAGUCAACUUAGAGGAGAUCAGAGCUGAGAUCAGGGCAGAGAUCAAGGCAAAGAUUGAGGAAGAGGCGUACAAUAAAGGCUACCAAGAAGGACUGAAGCAAAACAAAUCAAUCCAGGAAGAAAAGAAAGAGGACGAGCAAGCUACGGAGAAGUUGCUGGAAUCCAAAAUCAGGGAUGAAGAAAGCGGAAAGAAGAUGGAAACAAACAGGAGGAUGGAGGAAGUCCUGGUUCUCCUUCGUCGUGUAUGUCCCAGAAUUUUGUGGAGUAAGAGACUUCUCUGCCUGGCCCUGAUGUUUUUUCUGGUUAUGUGUUUGGUUAUCAUCAUUUUCACCUUUUUCACUGACUACCACAACAGGGGUGAAGACACAUAAAAGAAAAAGCACUUUUGUCAAGUUAGAACACAAUGUUUGAACCAAAGAAUCAUUGUUUCUGCCAAUGUAUUCAUCUUUGACAAGGUUUAGAAUGGAAAUCAACACAACUGUUUUUCUGUAGGGACCAAAUACAAUUCUGGUACUUGUGAAUAUGAUGAAUAUGGCACCUUCAAUAGUCAUAUAGACACAUAAAAAUCCCCUGACUUAUUACCAGCCGAUUUAAAGAUAUGUUUUUAUUAUUUAUAUUUUAUGUAUUUAAAGAUUUCAAACUACAAAUGAGUUUUCUAGAGUGCAAUAUUGUCUUGCAAUCAGGCUGUCCUUUUGUGCCAUUUUUUGGAUUGCAUCUUCGCAGCACUGGGAGAUGUUGUACUCUGUUUAUUUCUAACUACUUUCUCACACGUAUGUCUGUUUGUGCAGUCAACUCUGCAGAGAUUUGCUCUGACAAGUCACCUUGAAAUAAAGGUUUGUGAUAACAUUA
Messenger RNA from Doryrhamphus excisus (bluestripe pipefish), 5077 nucleotides. Lineage: Eukaryota; Metazoa; Chordata; Actinopteri; Syngnathiformes; Syngnathidae. The record is from RefSeq and is a predicted model, not a curated record.